This is a messenger RNA of Sclerotinia borealis F-4128, 489 nucleotides long. Lineage: Eukaryota; Fungi; Ascomycota; Leotiomycetes; Helotiales; Sclerotiniaceae. The record is from the annotation of a GenBank genome assembly.
AUGUCUACCCUGAGCUUAUUCAACACUGCCUAUUCCGAAUCAGUUUCUACAUAUCUGCUCUAUGACCGCUGGGCCGCAACUUACGACACAGACCGUAAUCCUCUACAGAUCCUCAACUCUGUCCUCAUUCCCUUCUUACUGAAUACACUAUUCUCACUUCCAUCCGAUGGCCCAAAUUGCCUUAUAAUCACCGACUUGGGAUGUGGCCGCAAUACUAUCCGAUUCCUCACACCACCUCUUGCAAAGAACAUAUCCAAAAUUCACGCGCUUCAUGUUUCACCCGCUAUGCUUGAAAUUGCUCAGUCUUGUUGCGCUUCCUUCCCCUCUGACAACGAUGUUACUUGUCCCAGUAUCCAAUUCGAUGAGUUCAAUGCCCUUAAUCUUCAAAAUAAUCUCGAGGCUUCGAAAUUGAUCAAAGGGAAAGCGGAUAUUGUGAUUAGUACUCUUGUCCUUGGGCAUCUCCCCUUUUUGCGUUCUUCUCAGCUGUAA